Molecule: messenger RNA, 3332 nt
Organism: Hippocampus zosterae (dwarf seahorse)
Lineage: Eukaryota; Metazoa; Chordata; Actinopteri; Syngnathiformes; Syngnathidae
Product: arf-GAP with coiled-coil, ANK repeat and PH domain-containing protein 3-like
Exons: 25
Coding region: 352-2859 (835 amino acids)
Cellular component (GO): cytoplasm
Molecular function (GO): protein binding; GTPase activator activity
Source: RefSeq, a predicted model, not a curated record
CCGGCACGAAUAUCGCACGAGUUUCGAGAUGUAGAUAAUAUAUGGAUAAAGAUACUAGUUUAUUUCAUCAGAUUAUAGAACGUGUUGGUUAAUAUUUGUGGUCAUACAUAGUAUAAUCAACAUUUCUGGCAUCGUGUAGUUUCGUGUGCAUGUCCGGUGAUUAAAAUGUCAACGCUCGACCGGAAGACAUUGAACGCCCCAUGGUGAGCGGGUGUGUGGUUUAUUUGCUCCUCGAAUUUCAGUCGCCGGGAGGGAAGUGGCUCGAACGGAAGACCGCCAAAAGACGCCCUCGAGCCGAACGCAGCACCGGGCAUGCCCCGGGCCUUGUGAACAGUCUGUUGGGACACCAAAAUGACGGUGGAUUUCGAAGAGUGUGUCAAAGAUUCGCCCCGCUUCAGGGCAAAUAUUGAGGAAGUGGAGACAGAGGUGGUGGAGAUUGAGGCAAAACUGGACAAGUUGGUGAAGCUCUGCGGCGGCAUGAUCGACGCCGGCAAGGCGUACGUCGGCGCCAGCAAACUUUUCAUCGGCGGCAUCCGGGACCUGUCGCAGCAGUGCGAGAAAGACGAAACCAUCUCGGAGUUCCUGGAAAAGUGUGGCCAAAGCCUUCAGGAAAUUAUCAACUUCCACAUCAUGCUUUUCGAUCAAGCUCAGCAUUCAGUCAAGCAACAGCUGCAGCACUUUGUCAAAGAGGACGUGCGCAAGUUCAAGGAGACCAGGAAACACUUUGAGCGGGUGCGCGAGGACGUGGAGAUGGCGCAGGUGAAGAACGCGCAGGCGCCCAGGACCAAAGCUCACGAGGUGGAGGAAGCCACUUGCGCGCUCGACGUCGCCCGAAAGCGCUUCCGUCACCUGGCCCUGGACUACGUUCUGCAGAUCAAUGUCUUCCAGGCCAAGAAGAAAUUUCAGAUCCUGGAUGCGAUGCUGUCCUUCAUGCGUGCCCAGUACUCCUUGUUCCAACAGGGCUUCAGGCGCCUGGAAGAGGCGGAGCCGUACGUCAAGAAGUUGGCGGCCGAGCUGGAUCAGCUGGCGAUCGACUCGGCCAGGGAGAAGAGAGAGCUGGAGCACAAACACGCAACCAUCCAGCAGCGGGAUUUGGCUUACGACGACUCGAGGGCCGAGUUCAAUGCGGACUCUCCCAACGGCGUAGCGAUGGAAGGAUACUUGUUCAAGAGGGCCGGCAACGCCUUCAAGACGUGGAACAGGCGCUGGUUCUCCAUCCAGAGCAGCCGGCUGGUUUAUCAGAAGAAGCUCAAGGACUCUCUGACGGUGGUGGUCCACGACCUGCGUCUGUGUUCCGUCAAACAUUGCGAGGACAUCGAGAGGCGCUUCUGCUUCGAGGUGGUCUCCCCGACCAAGAGCUGCAUGCUGCAGGCCGAGUCCGAGAAGCUGAGACGAGCUUGGAUUCGGGCGGUCCAAGCCAGCGUUGCCUCGGCCUUCAGGGAAAGUCCCGACAGCCUCCGCAGCGAGCAUCUGGACAAAGCGGCCUCGCCAUCCAGCAGCAGCGUCGAGUCGGCCGGCGAAUGGCGAGAGCGCGGCGGCGGCGGCGAUGGAGACGGCGACGGCAUCCUGCAGAGGAUCCUGUGCCUGCCCGGCAACCAGCAGUGCUGCGACUGCGGUCAGGCCGACCCUCGUUGGGCGUCCAUCAAUUUGGGGAUCCUGCUGUGCAUCGAGUGCUCCGGCAUCCACAGGAGUCUCGGCGUUCACUGCUCCAAAGUGCGAUCGCUCACGCUGGAUUCGUGGGAACCCGAGUUAUUGAAGCUGAUGUGCGAGCUGGGCAACGGUGUCGUCAAGCACAUCUACGAGGGCUCCUAUCGUGAAGGGCAAGGUGUAAGGAAAGCCACGGCGUCCAGUUGCAGGCAGGAGAAGGAGGCCUGGAUCAAGGCCAAAUACGUGGAGAGAAAGUUUGUGAAGAAGCUGAUGGCCGAGCCCAGUCUCCUCAACGGCGACAGGAAGUCGACCCGGCGCCGGCGCGUCCAGAAGUGUCGCAGGCACAACAGCGCUGCCGCGGUACCAAAGACACGGCAGCGGUACAGAGAGGAGCUCCGGAGCGCCUCGCCGGCCAGCCCCUCUUCAGCUGCUGCCAAGUCGAGACGAGAGUCCUUGUUUUGUCCCGCUGAGCUGGAUUCCCUUUUCUCCUACUUCCACGCAGGAUCUGGACCUGGAAGCCUCAGCAGCGACAGCGGUUUAGGCAGCACCGACGGAAGCACCGACUUUCUGGUGACGGGGCCAAUGGUGGACAGCGUGACGGAGGAAGAGUGUGAGGCAUCCGAGGCCUCGAGCGACGAGGCCCAUCACGACACGUCGGACCCGGAGGACAUCAGGUACCUCCACCCCGGGGCGCUCCUGUACAGAGCGGCCAAAGCGCGCAACAUCACCGUCAUGGCCGAAGCGCUGGCGCACGGCGCAGAUGUCAACAUGGUUAAUAAGGAGGAUCAAGAGAAGACGCCCCUCAUCCAGGCUGUGAUUGGGGGUUCCUUGCUGGCCUGCGAGUUCCUGCUCCAAAACGCCGCUGAUGUCAAUCAAAGAGAUGCGAGAGGGCGGGGGCCCCUGCAUCACGCCACCUAUCUGGGCCACACAGGGCAGGUGUGUUUAUUCCUAAAACGAGGCGCCACCCAGAACGACGGCGAUGAGGAUGGCCACGACCCGUUGAGCAUCGCGGUGCAGCAAGCCAAUGCCGACAUUGUCACACUGUUGCGUCUGACCAGGAUGAACGAGGAGAUGCGCGCGUCGGAAGGAGGCUUCACCCAAGCAGGAGACGCCACGUACCUGGACAUCUUCCGAGAAUUCUCGCACAUGGCGUCCCACAAUCCCGAGAAGCUGAAGAGGAGGAGCGUGCACUUCAGACACUCCUUCAGGUAGCCAAGCCAGGGGACCACCGUUCUACCCGGUUUUUCUCUUAUUCUUGUUUUUAUUACACAUACUUUUUGCUUCGUGCUUUCAUUUGUCCACAAGGAUUUGCAGGUCUUAUCCUCGGAUGGAUCUAUUUUUUUCCCCCCCACUCAUUCACUCCCAAAGACGUUUUUAAACGUCUUUUCAGACUUGGUCCAGAAUUGGCUGCUACUGAAUGAGUUCAAUGCGGGGGUGGAUUUUAGUAUUGACAUUGUUUUUACGUAAAUAGACCGACGAUAUACAUGCCAAUGUUCAUCCCAGUCAUAUGUGCCUUUCAUUCCCAUGGAAAAUUCCCAACUAUGAAAAUCCCCAGAUUUUUUUGCCACCGUUCACAUUCGUCAAAGACAUCAAAGUUAAUCGUUGGGAAAAUCUUGCUGUGAACCACGGUGCCGUUUGAAAUGAUGAGAUGCAAUCAAAUGUCAGUAAACAAAGUUGACAAGUUC